Pogonomyrmex barbatus (red harvester ant) is the source of this 1050-nucleotide messenger RNA. Its product is annotated as ribonuclease H2 subunit B. Gene Ontology annotation, cellular component: ribonuclease H2 complex; nucleoplasm. Lineage: Eukaryota; Metazoa; Arthropoda; Insecta; Hymenoptera; Formicidae. Gene Ontology annotation, biological process: RNA catabolic process. The record is from RefSeq and is a predicted model, not a curated record.
GGUAGCCAAUCGGCGACUUUGUUUGACAUUUCUUCGGUCUCUCUCGAAUCUUUCGUUUCUCUCGUCAUUUCGUCAUUUCGUCAUUUCAUUUUUGUUUGAUGGCAACGUACGGCACGCGGGAAAAUGCCGCGUGUCAAAGCUUCCCCACAGAAACAAAUCAAGACAGUGAACCCAUCGGCAAACACGUGGGUGUUUCUUAUGAAGGAAGAUGGUCUGGACAAAGUGAAUGGAAGUCAACCAGAGAUCGUUAAGCUUAGACAUCCAGCUUCCAACAAGCCAGCUAUAUUCAUGUUCAGUCCUGGAAAUCUCAUGGUACAGGAAGUUUUAAUUUUUGAUGAGAGAAAAAGGUCUUGGUUCAUUGACGAUAAUGUCAAAUCCGAAGGCAAGUUGUAUCUGUCGACACCAAUUGAUCCAAUCUUUUUGGCUUUGCCAUAUUUGAGGAAGUUGAAAUUGGCACAACCGUUGGAACAAUGUCUCUGGGAUGAAGAUUUUCCAGAGAUAUCCCGCCUUGUACAGUGUAAAAACUUGAAUCUGUCAUUAAUUGCUGAUCUUAAGGGUGAUGAAUCGCUACAGGCAUUCAAGUUUAAUGAGAAGAAGUCGUUGGAUUGGUUGCAGAAAAAGGUGGAAAAAGUAGCAGAUAUAUUAAAACAAAAAGGAAUUCAUGUGUCACAAGGUGCUACGAGUGCUACUUAUGUUAAGAGUACUAAAUAUGAAAUUGGUACAGAAGCAGAAUACUUAAAGUAUGCACAUGGUAUUGUAUCAGAAUAUCUUGCUGAAGAUCUCUCAAAGAAGCUGGCACAACAUUUGAAUAUACAUAAUGAAGUAGAAAGUAAAAAACGCAAACUGGAUAGUUCUCAAAAUGAUAUGGAUGAAAAAAUUAAGAAAGAUUUUGAAGAAAGUCCAAAUCCAAAAGCAAAGACGAAAGAAUCAAAUAAAUCUGAAAAGAUUCAAAAAAGUACAGCCCCUGGUAAAAAGGAAUUAGCUAGACAGAGAGCAGCAGCAGGAUCUAAGAGUAUCACUACCUUUUUUCAGAAGAAAUAAUUAGAAAAA